This is a messenger RNA of Acanthopagrus latus (yellowfin seabream), 1086 nucleotides long. RefSeq names its product dual specificity phosphatase DUPD1-like. Gene Ontology annotation, cellular component: cytoplasm. The transcript has 3 exons. NCBI's taxonomy places the organism in Eukaryota, Metazoa, Chordata, Actinopteri, Spariformes, Sparidae. The record is from RefSeq and is a predicted model, not a curated record. Gene Ontology annotation, molecular function: MAP kinase phosphatase activity; protein tyrosine/serine/threonine phosphatase activity. Bases 348 to 932 code for a protein of 194 amino acids. Gene Ontology annotation, biological process: protein dephosphorylation; negative regulation of MAPK cascade.
AUCCGAGGGAAUAAAUAGUCCAUGCAGACUUUGGCAUCUUCAGCUGUCUCAUUCCAGGGGGGCUCAGCCUUUGAACAACACUGAUACUCUGCUCAGAUGGAAGAACAGAGCGAGCUGUACCAAUAAGGUUAGAGUUUACUGGAGUUCCUUUCCAAAAGCCUACAGGGAGGAAAAACUAGCCGGAAAAAAAAUAAAUAAAUAAAAGCAGCGACAACUUCUCAGAUUUUUCCAUCCAGGCACAUCGAGUGUUUGAGGGCGGGGAGAGUGAUCUCACUGUUAUCAGCGUGUUGGGUUCACAUCUAAUUUGUGAUAAUCAUCCAGCGACAAGUGAAGUGAAAGAUGCAGAUAUGAGCCCAGAGGAGGAGCCAGAGUAUCAAACACCGCCCACCUGCGAUCUGCUCGGCCUUCUGCUGAAGAACAGACGCCCCACCGGAGCUGUCAACGAGGUUUGGCCCAACCUCUACGUCGGAGAUGCGGCCACGGCUCGGGACAAAAGCCUGUUGGCGGGUCUGGGAGUAACACAUGUGGUGAACGCCGCAGAUGGCCCCCAGCAUAUUGACACCGGGCCACGUUUCUACGAAGACACCGGCAUUCUGUAUCAUGGAGUCGAAGCACCAGACAGUAAAGAGUUUGACUUGAGCCCGUUCUUCGCCGAGACGGCCGAUUUUAUUCACGGUGCCUUGAGGCGGGAAGGUAAGGUGCUCGUCCACUGUGCCCGAGGAGUCAGCCGCUCAGCGACUCUGACGCUGGCCUUCCUCAUGAUCAAAGAAGGACUUACCCUCGUCGAGGCCGUGGAAGCCGUUCGCAGGCACAGAAACAUCCUUCCAAACGUUGGGUUUCUGAAUCAGCUCUGUCGCCUGGACUCUUCCCUGGCCCUGCAGAGGAAACCUACCUGGCAUCAAGGAGCGGAGAGGCAGCGCCUCAGGCGAUAAAAAAACUUCCUCUAACGCGAAUGUUUUAAAAUCUUUAAGGAUGAUUUCACAACCUGAAUCUGUUUAAUACAAAUCAUCGACCUGCUUUAUUUCUACCAUCCAGGUUGUCGCCGGUUUUGAGUGUAUGUACAAGAUAAAAACACGUUUUUUUUCA